AUGUGUACAGCAAGCCCUCCUAUAUCUGAGGUAUUUCCCAACUACCCAGACCUUUUGCGGAAAGUUGCACUCAUCACCGGCAUCGGCCAAGUUGGACCCCAAGACAGUCCCUUCUGGGGAAACGAGGCCGCCACUGCCCGUCUCCUGGCUCGGAAUGGUGUAAAGAUCUUUGGCUGUGAUCUGAACGUCUUUGCUGCUGAGCGAACAAAACAACGUCUUCUCGAGGAAUUCCCUGACGCUGUCGUUGACGUCGUCGAGGCUGAUUUUAUGAAGCCCUCAGACGUCGAGACACUGACAUCAGCCGGCAGCCCGGCAACCAUGUCGGAGGAUAUCUGGAACCGUCAAAUCGACCUCAAUCUUACAUCGGUCUACCGCCUGUGUCAUCACUUUAUUCCCAUCAUGCAGAAGCAAGGCUCCGGCAAAAUCAUCAACAACGCCUCCAUCACGGCUAUGCGCUACAUCGCAAAACAUCAGAUCGCCUACGCAUCCGCCAAGGCUUCCGUCAUUCGAUUCACAAAGGCCAUCGGCGUCAUGCACGCAAAGGAAAACAUCCGAUAUAAUUGCGUUGUGCCCGGUCUCAUGUACACGCCACUCGUGGAUAACCUUGCACGAAGCAGCGACGUUGGGGACCAUGAGGCCGGAAAGAGGAUUCUGGACCAUAACUGUCCUAUGGGCUGGAUGGGGACAGGUGCUGAUCCCGUGGAGUUGCUUUGGAUGUUUGUGUCUCCGGCUUGA
This is a messenger RNA of Diaporthe citri, 735 nucleotides long. RefSeq lists its product as uncharacterized. The record is from RefSeq and is a predicted model, not a curated record. NCBI's taxonomy places the organism in Eukaryota, Fungi, Ascomycota, Sordariomycetes, Diaporthales, Diaporthaceae. Gene Ontology annotation, molecular function: oxidoreductase activity, acting on the CH-OH group of donors, NAD or NADP as acceptor. The coding region runs from base 1 to 735 and encodes 244 amino acids. The transcript is spliced from 2 exons.